UAGAGCCUAUAUAAGAAACAGCGGCAACCCAUUUUUUUGACAUUUUUCAACCGACACCGCGCGCUGAUGGUUGUGUCUCGGUUUCCGUUAGAUCUUUUCGAAAAUUGUCUCGAAAACAUGCGUUAAAUUGCGGGGAAACGAUAUCACACGAUGAUAUUUGAUUUCUUUCAAGAGGAUAUAUUGUUAUAAUGAUUGCCAUAUAUACUCCUCACAACCCAAUCGAUUUUGGGCCGUGACGCGGGAUUUUUUGUUUAUGUUCUUAUGAAACCAGUGUGCGAAAAGAAACCCUUUUUUCGAAUAGAAACCGCGAAGUGAGUGAAGUGCCUUUUGAACCAAUAUACACGCAAUAUUGAUAUGAUUUAGUAAGAUAUAUAUCAAUGAGAUUUUUCCCACAAUUGUUAUACUUGCGAACGAGAAACGAGAACGAGAAAAAUAAACCCAAAAUUUGCAUACAAAUCAAUUGAUUGGCGGAGCUCUGCGAAAGGUUCCGGCCGCAGCUGAGGAAAACCAACAAAAGCCAACAGAAACCAACAAAAACCGAACAGAAGAACGCGCACCGAGUGAAGAUAUCAACGCCAGAUCGCUCAAUAUCGAACCGAACCUAACCGAAACGCUAAUCCGAACCAGACGCGAUGCACUGCAGCCAAAAGCAUAACGAAAACACGACGACCAAUCUUUGCUAGGGUCUGAAAAACCACAGAUAUAUAUAAAUAUAUAUAAAUAUAUAUAUAUUAUACCCAACCAAAACAAAUCUGAAAAUCGAAAUCGAAAGCGAAAGCGAAGGCAAAGAAGCUGUGAAUAGAAGUUUAGGAGGAUUCCAAAAAAGAUUCCAAGCCGACACAAUGGCCAUGUUGGAGGCGAGGCCAUAUAGGCCAUUUAAAUCCAGUGAGGAGUAUCUGGAGGCCAUGAGGGAGGAUUUGGCCGAGUGGCUCAGCACUCUGUAUCCAGAGCUGAGCAUCAAUGCCGAUAACUUUAUGGAUCGUUUGGACACGGGAGUGGCAUUGUGCAAGCACGCAAAUUAUGUGAGACAGGCGGCUGAGGAUUAUCUGGCACGGCGACAGGCCCGCAACAAAUCGAUGACCCGCUCGAUGACCUCCGGCCUGGCGGGUCCCAUUCUGGCCAUGGGCAAUGUCCACUAUCUGCCGGCCGCCAAAAGCGGCACCUUCUUUGCCCGCGACAAUGUGUCCAACUUUAUAACCUGGUGCAGAAAAAGCCUUAAGAUCAUCGAGUGCCUGCUGUUCGAAACGGACGAUCUGAUCAUGCGCAAAAACGAAAAGCACGUGAUCCUCUGCCUUUUGGAGGUGGCACGUCGGGGAGCCAAGUUUGGUAUGUUGGCUCCCAUGCUGGUGCAAAUGGAGCGACAAAUCGAUCGGGAGAUCGCCGCGGACAUCAAAGCCAAUGGGGCUGGCUCCUCGGAAAAUGGCACCCAAACGGAGGCGCUGGACACCGGAAAUGGUGGGGCCACAACGACGACAAUAACGACGACCACAGUGGAGACGGAUCUGUAUGAUGACAGCGACGAUUCGGAGACCGAGGAUGAUGGCGAUCAGAAUCCCGUGCUGAUGUACGGACCUCAGCCCCAGAUAAUCACUAACGAUCUGAAGAGCCUCGACGAAAUGGUCAGAGAUCUUGUGGAGAAGUGCACAUGCCCCUCACAAUUUCCCAUGGUCAGAGUGUCGGAGGGCAAGUAUCGUAUUGGCGACACCAAAGUUCUCAUCUUUGUGCGGAUCCUUCGUUCCCACGUGAUGGUGCGCGUCGGUGGCGGAUGGGACACACUAUCACACUAUCUGGACAAGCACGAUCCGUGCCGCUGCCGUGCCCAGCAUCGCAGCUCCGUGGCCGCUCGCCUCAUUCCCCGUCAGUCACCCAAUCACAACCCGAGCAACGGCAUCGAGCUCCACAAGGCGCAGGUGAUAUUCGAGAGGUCACCGCCAGCAGCUCGUCGCGUUUUCAACAGUCCCAAUUGCAAUGGAGGACCCGGAACAGUAUCGGGAACAGGAUCAUCGUGUGGCGCAGCAGUUGUGGGCGUGGCCGCGCCUCCACCGCUCCAGAACGGUCACAGUCUGUCGCCGAAUUCGGGAAAAUACCGCAGUCGCAGUCCAACACCACAGCGCAAAUUCCUCAACCAGCAGGCGAGCGGAGGAGGCAGUGCAGCCGCGACCGGAUCCAGCCAGGCAGUCACAGUCACCACAGAUGCCUCCAGCGGCCAACUGCUCGGAUCGCCCAGCUUGGCCAGGCGCUCCAUGUCACCAAGUCCACGCCGACUGAUCGAUAAGCGCAAGAAGCAGAACUCUUUGGAUUCGUACAGCAGUGGUCCGAAAUCACUGCCCGGUUACAGCUCCUUGGAGGAGGCAAGCGGUGUCGGCUCGACGGCAGGAGGUGUCGGCUCAGGGUCCGGAGGAUCGGGAGUCGCGGGCGAACAGGGUGGCGCCAACAAAUUCGAGAACAUUAGCGACAAUGGCAGUGAGAUCAGUGACGAAGGCUACCGCAGUCUGGGAGUCAUCCAAUCGGGAGCCCAAAAACGAGAGUCCCUGCACAGUCAGGCUUCCAUUGAGGACGCUGAAAGCAAUGCGCGUCUGGAUCAGACCUCUAGUGACUCGCAGAUCUCGCCCUCUGAUGAGCCGGCGGAGAAGGCAACCACGGACAUUCUAGAAGAGGAGGACCUAAAUGGCCAAGAUGGAGAGGAGGAUCCCGAGGACUACUCGGUGUGCGAUGGCCCACAAUCGUUGCCGGCGAUUCUUAGCGGAGCGCAUAAGCUAAACGACAAAUUCGAGCAAUCCGGUGUCUUUAUAACCGACGACGAAAUCACCGUGGACAUAGCCAAGACCGAGGAUCAGUCGGUGGCUAUCGCACUGGCUAACCCAACACCUAAUCUCAGCAAGAUUCCGCGCUCUCCACUGGCGCAGCGUCGUCGCCGUAGCAUCGAUAACAGCACAUGUGGCGGGGCCGGUGGAAGCCUGCAGGAUUUGAGCAGCCGGUCUGGAUUACCAGCUCCAGCAUUUAGCCGAAAACAGCCGGUUUAUCGAUCCGUUCGGAUUCGCAACUCUACCGGAGCCACUACCACUCCGGUGGCACCGCCCCGAUCCCGUCAAGCCACCCAAUUGCCUAUGGUGCGUGAUGUGACGAAUACGUGGAGUGGACGAACCACGGGGGCACCAAAACGAAGGCCUCCCUGCACCGCCGAUACCUUUGUGGCACCCACAAAUGGAACAGGAGCAGCUGGUACCUUCGAGCGCAAUGGCAAAGGGCGCUCAUCGCAAAUUCUCUACGACAGUAAUGGGCGCCGUGUGAGGAGUGGAGCACCGGGAUGCACCAGUUCGCUAACCACGUCGCCCGUGAAGAACCACGCCUCCUCGCCGCUGGCCCAGCAACUCCUGGAGGCGGCCAGCAGCGCAAAGAACGAUGCCCAGAUUCUGGAGAAGAUGAAAUCCCUACUAUCACGCUAUGCGGCUGGUAACCAGACAAAGGCAGCGGCUGGAUCAUCGGCAACAGCAGCGAAUAAGAUCAACAGCAAUGGCAAGAAGACGCCGGUGUACGAGGACUUUACCACGGCCUGGGUGCACAGCAAUGGUAAUCUGGAGCGUUCGGAGAGCUGUUCUCCUCCGGCCAAGGCGCGAUCCAAGCGUAGUUCCGCCGCCAGUUCCUGCGAAAGCAACAAUUCAAAUGCGGGUGGAGUUGGAUCGGGAGCGGCAGCUGGAUCAGCCAGCGUCGUAUCGCCCAGGCGAGAGAGGGGCAUGUCCAAGAUUCCGGCGCCAGUGCGUCAUCAUACGGAGCUUUACUAGCAGCGCCGCCGGACGCCAAGCGUCCAGGUCCGUUUCCAAGCCAAGUCGAGGGUUUUCUGAAAAGCCUCCAAGUGAGCAGAGGAGCAAGCAGAUCGAAAAGUGAAGCGAAGUCAUUUGACUUGGGUAUUGUGGGUAGUGCAUAGUUAAGAUAGGGUUAGAGCCAAGCUGGAAUUGUCUGCUGCUACGGCGUGUGUGUGUGCGUGGAGAGCAGAGAAAAGGUAGGGAAUCAAAAGUGAGAAGCCCGGAGAAUCAGAUGGUAGAAUGGGGAGAUGGGCAUUACGAGAUCAGCCAUUGAACGAUUUAAACCAAAAAUACAAAUGCCUAAUCCUGAUGAAAUCCCGAAAUCUGGUGAAUUUUAAUGGACACAUUUGUCCCAACAGAACAAGGAAUCGGAGAUAACCCCACUCCACUCCAAACGAAAUCCAGGGGAAAGCCAUAGCUAUAGGAUACCCGAAUCAGAAUCAGGAUCGUCAAAUGUCGAGUAAGGAAAGCAAAACUGAAACUGCCUCAAGGACAGACAGGGCAGAAUCCCUAGCAGCCAGAGACUCCUAAGCAUAUCCCCCUUAUAAACAUUUCUCUAUCUGCGAGUUUUGUUCGUGAACAACUGUAUUGAAGCCGUGUAAUCGUCGUUAUAUAAGCUCUCAACUCUCUUUCUCUAUAACCAACCACUCAAUAUACUACGUUAAUACGCAAUUUCCAGUUGCCUACAACUUUAUACGCAUUUCGAAAUAAGUCAGUUACAUUAUAUUUGCGACGUUGUAGGGUAACAGCAUUUUCUUAACCAAAAAUAAGCAUUUGAUUUGUAUUUAGAGCUGGCGUAUAAACGCGGAUACCCCCUAAUAAGCUUCGAUCUGCGCUGAUCUAGGGUAACGAAUAAACCAUAUAUACAAUCCAAAUUUUGAGACUCGAGUAAAAAUUUUAAAUCAAUUUUUUGUCUAGGCCUAGAACAGGAAUUUUAAAUCUACACCAAAACCACAAGCAUUACAAUAUUGAAUAUAUCUAUAUAAAAGCAUAAAAGAACACGGACACACACACACACACACACACACGAUCGCAAACACAUAGAGGAAGCAUACCUAGUUUUCUAGAAAUUUUUAAAGUAAAGCCAACAAAAUUCUUCAGAUUCGAUUUGUAGUGAAGCAGAAUACAUUUAUUUUUGUACGCUUGAACAGAGGAACCGCCAGAGAUCGUGGGAUCUGGAAAGAUGAAUAGCUUUUAGACAACUCGACUUUUACAGUAUAGCUCUAUAUAUAUACUAUAUAUACAAGGAAAGGAGAAGAGAUCGGUUAGGGAUCGGUUAGGCAAGCAUAGCUAGGAAAUGAAGCGACCGCCCCGCAUUAAAAAACAACUCCAAUAAGUGGGUGCUCCUUGGUCUGGGGACUCCAAAUCCACGCUCUUCAAACCCACAAAACUGCACCACCAGGAAAAUAACACAUACAGACACCUCAAGGGAUAUAGUGCGUUUCGGGGGUGUAGUGCAGUUAUAUGGAUGGUUAGUUCGAAUUUAAAUACACGAUAAAUUAAUUCAAUUAUAAUCGAAGCGAUUCGAGUACAGCUCUAAAACGCACUGUAUUCACCGAGCAUUCAAAAUAUACAACAACAAAAAAACACAAAACAAGAAAAACGGUCACAAAAAAAUAAAAAUAACUGAGAAACCAUAGCUUUUGAGAGGGCAGAAGAAAAUCGUUAUAGAGUUAAUGGCACCGUUGAGCGAACGAACGAACCAUAGCAUAAUUUUCAGAAACCUUAAAUAUCUGCAACUAUUCAACAUCUAUUGUAUGAUUUAAUUUUUUUUUUGUUCUUUAGAUUUAGCAAUGUUAACACAUAUAGUUUAGUACAUCGUACCUAUGCAUAUAAAUAUAUAUAGAUUGUAAAUUGUGUUUGUCCAAUUGCCCACAUGUUGUAUAGUUCUUAUGUACUCGUAAAAUCGGCCUUAAUGUUCAGUCUGUCGAUAUCAUCGAUAUCAGUUUCAUUUUGUAUUUUUUUCUUUUUGCAUAUAAUUUGUAUUCGAAUUUAAGUUGCGUUUUUCAGCUUUUUAUUGUACACCAAAUGAUACCAAUUUAUGUAUAUGUCAACUUGAAGCGGCGAUAAAGAUCGCAACCAAAAUAAUUAAUGAUCAAUUGUUUAACAAUUAAAUUGUUCCAACACAGACACACACUCUCACGUAGACAAAACACCUUACACACACACAGACACACACACACACACACCUGGCCCGUGGUGUAAUUAUAAUUAUAGAGAAUUAAGCAAUUGCCCGAUUUGCAUGCCAAAAGGUUGAUAACAAA
Molecule: messenger RNA, 6067 nt
Organism: Drosophila erecta
Lineage: Eukaryota; Metazoa; Arthropoda; Insecta; Diptera; Drosophilidae
Gene: pigs
Product: GAS2-like protein pickled eggs
Exons: 10
Coding region: 843-3782 (979 amino acids)
Biological process (GO): protein localization to microtubule plus-end; regulation of microtubule polymerization or depolymerization; actin crosslink formation
Cellular component (GO): stress fiber; actin filament; microtubule plus-end
Molecular function (GO): cytoskeletal adaptor activity; microtubule binding; actin filament binding
Source: RefSeq, a predicted model, not a curated record